Saxophila tyrrhenica is the source of this 1185-nucleotide messenger RNA. RefSeq lists its product as uncharacterized. The record is from RefSeq and is a predicted model, not a curated record. Bases 1 to 1185 code for a protein of 394 amino acids. NCBI's taxonomy places the organism in Eukaryota, Fungi, Ascomycota, Dothideomycetes, Mycosphaerellales, Extremaceae. The transcript is spliced from 2 exons.
AUGCUCCAAACAGUGAAGACUCUCGGACCUUCUGCAGUAACCACCCCGAUGGCCUCUCCUUUCAGCAGACUGCCGGAGGAAAUGCUUGUGCUCAUACUGGACGAGCUCCAUACCGCCAAAGACACCGAGCGUGAACGUGAUGCGGAAAGUCGACCAAUCAGUACCGACGGAACCGAAUUCGACAGCUUCAAGAAUUUGCGAUCAGCAUGCCGCGAGUACACCUACCUACCACGACUGCUUUCUCGCCUAUUCAGAUGCAUCCGAUUAUUCCCUCUGCCGCAGCACAUGGAGCUGCAAGACAUCACGUGCCCCGAUUUAUCCGUACUUCGACCCUACGUCCGACGAGUCACCUUCAACUCACGGCCAACGCGGGAGAAUGACGAUGUCACUGGUUUAGAGAGCAUGUUUACGAACAUCCUCAGUCGACUGCCAAACGCGGGCGAAGUCUUCAUUGCCGUCGGAAGUGAGCUGCUGUUCCGUACCAUCCUUUCGAGUCUCGGCAGGUCGGGAACCAUGAUCACGGAUCUCGACUUCCACUAUUACAUGGAAGGUCUUUUCGAUUGGACGACCGAUGACCUGCUCGACAACCUCGAUCUAUCCGCCUUGCGCAGUCUCAAAUUUGGCGCGGACGUCUGGCUGAACUAUAGUGAACUCAGCCGUCGAGUAAGCCGUAUUCCAGAUGACACCAACAGAGCUUUGAACCGGCUCCUCAAAUGCUGCUCCAGCACCAUAAAGAGCCUUUCAUUUGGCAAUGGAUUGUUGCUCGGCUGGCCACACCCAAUUGACCCACCACCGAUCUUACCCAGCCUACAGUCUCUCAAUAUGAUCCGGAAUGCCAAAUCGCUGCAGAUGGAAUACUUUGCAACUUACUUACGCUCGUCUUGUCCGGCCCUCACACUGCUCGUGCUCGACGCCGGGGUGAAUGAUAGAGAGGAAUAUCGUUACGUCUGGGACGCUGUCCGAGACCAUACAAGCCGCAUGACAGUUCGUUGCAUGAGGCAUCCACAGGAUAAGAAUGGUGGAGACGACUGGCACACGGUCUUCAGUCAUUUCACUGGGGAUGUGAGCAGACAGGGUGAGAUCGUAGGUGAUCCAUAUGGCGAUGCGCUCGUCGGUUUGAAAGAAUAUCUCUCUGGGGUUCGCGAGUGGAAUGAGAGGGUAGAGGGAUGGUUGCACGCACUUUGA